Dentiscutata erythropus is the source of this 417-nucleotide messenger RNA. The record is from the annotation of a GenBank genome assembly. NCBI's taxonomy places the organism in Eukaryota, Fungi, Glomeromycota, Glomeromycetes, Diversisporales, Gigasporaceae.
AUGGCUACUUCACAAUCAGCUCUUCUUCUUCAAAAGCAACUCAACGGCUUUUCCGCGGGUCUUGCUGAUAAUGAUAAUAUCUAUGAGUGGGAGAUCAUAAUCAUUGGUCCACCUGAUACUUUAUUUGAAGGUGGUUUCUUUAAAGCAAAGAUGACUUUUCCAAAGGCAUGUUGUUUUACGGAAUAUCCCUUGAUGCCUCCAAAACUGAAAUUUGUUUCUGACAUGUGGCAUCCAAAUGUAUAUCCUGAUGGUGAAGUGUGCAUUUCCAUUUUGCACCCUCCAGGUGAAGAUAAGUAUGGUUAUGAAGAUGCUGGUGAAAGAUGGAGGCCUAUACAUACUGUUGAAACGAUUUUAUUGAGUGUCAUUUCAAUGCUUUCGAGUCCUAAUGAUGAGUCGCCUGCAAACAUUGAAGCUGCU